AUGUGGGAUCGACAAAGACAAGCAUGGGCCGUCGUUCUUCUAGGCAACGUCCUGAUGAAUACCGUGAUUGCCUCCCCGAUCUACGUUCCCCAGUUCGUUCCAGGAAGUACAGGAAGGAACAUUAGGAACUUACCGUGCGUGUCACGCAGAACCGGCGAAACCGGCGUUUGCAUGUUCGCGUUCACAUGCGCGAAGGCGAACGGCACGCACCUCGGCACCUGCAUCGAUCGCUUCUACUUCGGUAGCUGCUGCAAGAUCGACGACGAGCCUGACACUUUUCCUCAGGACAACAGCAUCGACGACGGGCCGCCAGCAAGGCCGUUCGUCACAACCAGCGGGCCUAUCGAGAGCAACGACAUACCUGAGUACUUCUCAAGGCCGAAGCCGAUCAACGAGAAGAAACCACCUGCAACGCAUACCACUCAGGCAAGUGGAUCGCUUAUUUCUAACACAGCUUCGACGACGAUAAAGGAAACGACGAAACUCGUAACGAAGAAACCGAUACUCGCAACAGUCGAAACGACCACGAAACCGGUUCGGUUAUCGACCUUUCAAACCGUGCAAAAUGUUUCGAAGGAGGAUUCGACCACGGAAAGUCCGCUCAGAAUCACCAGCGGUACUGUUCAGCUCUCACAAAAAACAUCUGUCACGACGACGGAAACCAUCAGUGCCACGAAUAAGCCCGUAUCGACCGUUUCGAUCACGCAGAGGCCGACGACAUUGGAAACCGUGACAAAAGUACCAUCUACCACACAAACAAUCGCUCAAACGACAAAGCCGAUCACCAAGAAGCCAAUUCACUCGUCCGUGUCUCAUAAACCGACGCGUCCAGCGACGCAUAAACCGACCUACACGACUAUCCACAAACCUUUGGAAACGACCACGCUCAGACCUCCCCAAUCUAGCACCGAAAGAACAACCGAGUCGACAACUUCGAGAACGGUGUUUACGACCACCCAGAGGACCGUCCCAGCGACCAGAUUCCCGCCAAGAAACACGACGACUGCGAAACCAUCGACUCAGCCUACAACCAGACGACCCAUUAGCAGUACCAAGAAACCAACAAUCAGCUCUAGCACGAAAAGGCCAACAAGCACCACGAAGAAACCGACUUCGCACACGAAGAGACCCGUCACUACUGCCAAACCAUUCGUGAGUUCUAGUUUUGGUACCACGUUGUCCGUGACAACGACGAAGCCGUUCUCAACGACGACCGUCAAAAUCCAACCAAACAUUGGUACCACCAGCGAAAGCACAUCGUCCUCGACCGGGACGAAAUCCUCGACCCCUUCGUCCGUCCUUUCGAAACCUACCACGCCUGUCACGACGCGACCUGUUCAGAAAAUCAAACCUACGACCGUGAGAACUACCUCCACAACAUCCAAGCCCCAGACGACGACCACGUCGAGGCCGAAGCCGACGAAGAUCAGCACAACGACCACGAAACCGGUGUCCCGACCAGAAUACACGACCACUACUGAAAAAACGAUACUUCUAUCGACGAUCGAUGCAUCGACCGUUGCCGUCACCAAGCCCAAACCAACACUGGAGUCUACAAAGCCCACGAAACCCACGAAACCGUUGAGUAAACCUACCAGCAGACCUGCUACUACGACCUCUUCGACCGUUUCGAGUUCUACCAUAGCGGAAACCGAUCAAACGUCUGGGACUUCCUCUGAAACGACUACGUCUGCGUACGUCGCAAUAACGAAGGCGCCGAUUGCCAAUCAGACCCUGGAAGAGAACCCACCGACGACGCACUCGCCUGGACUCGUUACUUGGACGUCGAGUUCCGAUGAUGCGACUACGAAAACGCCAGAAAUUUCUUCCACGACCACCACUCCGAUGGAUCAAACCGAAAGCGAAUGGACACCCCUCACCACUCCAGACGGUUGGAUCAUGAUUCAAUCGCUCACCACUAAAAAACCACCUCAGACUUCUGAAGAGACCACGCUAAAACCGAUCCCAGAAUCCACAUUACAGCCUUCGACUUCCACUAAACCUGCAACAGAAACAGUCACGGAGUACAUCACGAAGAGGCCUACUAUAUUGACGACUCUGUCAACGAUCGCUAGCGUAACGAUAGACACAGAACUUCCGGUUCCAAUGGAAACACUGAACAUGUCCGAUUACAAGCAAGUGUGCGGAAGAAGAUUGUUCCCAGAGUCUCGAAUCGUUGGUGGCAGUCGCAGUUCUUUUGGAAAAUGGCCAUGGCAGAUCUCGUUACGACAAUGGAGAACGUCUACGUAUCUGCACAAGUGCGGCGCAGCUUUGCUCAACGAAAAUUGGGCCAUAACCGCAGCGCAUUGCGUGGAAAACGUACCGCCAAGCGACCUGUUGUUGAGGAUCGGUGAACAUGAUCUCGCAAACGAAGACGAGCCGUACGGAUACCAAGAGAGAAGAGUUCAAAUUGUCGCUAGUCAUCCGCAAUUUGAUCCCCGAACGUUCGAAUACGACCUCGCUCUGUUAAGAUUUUACGAGCCACUGUUGCCAUUCCAACCGAACGUUUUGCCGAUUUGUCUGCCGGACGAUGACGAGUCCUAUGUCGGACGCACGGCUUAUGUCACUGGCUGGGGUAGACUUUAUGACGAGGGGCCAUUGCCGUCCACGCUUCAAGAGGUCGCUGUACCAGUCAUUAAUAAUACAAUGUGCGAGGGCAUGUACAGAAACGCGGGAUACAUCGAACACAUCCCUCACAUUUUUAUUUGCGCCGGUUGGAAAAACGGCGGAUUCGACUCUUGCGAGGGCGACAGUGGAGGGCCAAUGGUGAUCCAGAGGGCGCGGGACAAACGGUGGAUCCUUGCUGGAGUGAUCAGCUGGGGGAUAGGUUGCGCUGUGCCGAACCAGCCAGGGGUUUACACUCGAAUCUCCGAGUUCCGUGAAUGGAUCAACCAAAUAUUGCAAUUCUAAUCUAAGGAUCUUAUGAAAUAACUUGGAAGAACGAUUCGGUGGAAACUACAAAACGAUUCUAGCCCACCGGUGUACUCGAAAUAUCGUACCCUAAUGAGACCAGUUUUCGCCCCUUGACCUACAACAACGCGUGAGACUCGUGGUACGGAUUUCGAGCCAAACAUGAAGGGUACGAGUCAGCCAUGUCGUGGAAGUGUACUAGCGAUAUUAUAUCCGACUAUGCAAGGUCCCAAAUUAAAUGGUAUGGCAAGGGGUUAGCGCAACAAAAUAAAAUAAGAAAAAUUAUGGACGCGCUCGAAUAGAAUUAAUUUAUUGCGUAUCGUGGCCGAAAGCCGAAUUAUGUCAUACACGAUGAAAGCACACGAUAAAUUACACGACAUAGUUCGUACGUGCGAAUGGACUUCGUGUUUUUACGUAUCAGUUGCUUAUCGCAAAUUCGUGCGCUGUCGCACAUAAUUUCGAAUAACGCGCAUGAUCGCCGGCAGGUAACUAAUGCCACCUUCCGCGCCACGACCUCGUUGCGACAGAAGAAGAGGUCGACAUACUAGUGCUCUACAGUUUUGAACAGUGAUGUUAUCGUGGACGUUAAACGACAACGAUACAUCGCGUAUCAGCGGCGCUACUAGUUCAAUACUCCGAUUAUGCGUAUUACCAACGCGCCUCUACAGACUCGACACGCGGUAUAACGUUUUAACGAAGAGUAUCGACCGAGUGGAUCUCUAAGAUCGAUCGUUGAUAAUCCUUUGCAACUCGUUUCCUGUCGAGGAUGAUUCUUCGUUAAAGGAAAAAGAGGAUUCCCCAGAAAUGAGAUAUAAAGUGAGCUCUCGACUUGUGCGAUUAAUUUGCUCUGGAGCUUUCUAUUUAAGUCGAACUUUGUAUUAAUUUUGAUAAGAUAUACCUGAGAUAGUAGCUUAUAAUCCAGUCACUUUAGAUAUGGUUCUAUAAAUAUUUUUGUCAAGCUGAUCUUUUGCAUAUAUUGUAGCAUCUCUAUUAUGUGAACUAAUUGGGGGACAAAAGUGUUCGGAUAACAGAAUUUUCACAUAAUAGAACGAUAAGUGAUUAGCACUCAAUUUUAUUUAAUACUUAAGACAAUGGAAACAAAUAGAAUUUGUUUGUAAAUAAAUUUAUACAUAGAAUACAAAAUAAGAAAACAAACAAUAUUUCAUUAGGUUUGCGUUGAACAAACGACUGAAAUAUAUAAUUAAAAUUGUUUACUGUCGCUAAAGUUUUUAAAUUUAUUGCAGUACCUACUGUUUGUAUUCGUUUAAAUAAUUUUUAUUAAAACGAUUCCUUUCGUUUUUAUGUUGAUAAAUUUUGCAAGACUAUAUUUUUGUCCUUUCGUUGUACUUCUUCCAUAAUCAAGAAUUUUUGCAGCAAAUUUACGUUAACAUUCAAAUUAUUAGUACGAAAAAAACUAUCAGAAUUAUCUAAUAAUUGUACACUUUUAUUAGCAUUAAAUAAUUUUAUCUAGUUUAAUUCAGUAAUGUUUCAAUAUUUUUUUAAUGGGAUAGAUCUUAAACUUACACAUUGGUAUCACUUCCGCUGUCUUCGUUACUAUCUGCCAUUUUUGUGGUCCUACGCACCAAUUACACUUCUUUCGACAUGGUGAAAUAUGUAGUAUUCUACUCAAAUUUACAAAUGCUAUAAAAAUUGUAAUUAUUUAUCAUUAAUCGUUAUACAUGAAGUUUUAAAAAUGUUUGAUUAAAAAGAAAUACAGCAAUAUGCACCUUGCUACCAUAAUUAAUACGAAUGCUUUUUGCGAAUAAAAGAUGGAGAAAUUCCCUUUUCUAAGUUCAAUGGCAGUGUUUAACAAUUUUUAUUUUUAGGAACUUGUUGCUUUGAAAAUCAUAUGAAGUUCCGUGUAUUCUAAUUUAGUGGGUUCGGGGCACGUGUAAAAUAUUCCAUGAUCAGCUGUUUGUAGACAUCUCAAAAAUUGUUGUAUCGUAUAUCGCAAAAAAUGGUUACCGUUAAAAAUAAAAAUAAGAAAAUUCUAUACAAAACAGUUAUGUUAUAUUAUCUUUAAACAGUCAAUAAUUAUAUUUAACGUGAAAUUUUUUAACUCGAUUUGUAAAAUUUAUUAUUGCACGCUUUCCCACAUUAUCAUUGAUUUUGAAUAUCAAAUGCGAUUUAUGCAUCAUAUUAAAUAUAAAUUAAAUUUAUAUUAAGUUAUAUAUUAAAUUAAAUUAUAUAUUUAUAUUAAAUUAUGUAUUUAUAUUAAAAAUGGUAACAUACUUCUUUUGUGGAAAAGUUCCUUAUUCUUAUUUUGCAUAAUAAUUAUCUAUGCAGUAAACAAUAGUUUUUGAAAUAUCUGGAAGGAACCGAUUGUCGAAUAUUUUACACUUAAUUAAAAUAUCUACAAAAAUUCAGCUUGAUAAAAGUAUAUCCAUAAUAUUUUAUGUAUUUAAGUGUUGAAUGACUGGAAUACUGAGCUUGAAGAGAUGAGUGAAUUGAAUGAUGCCACGCAUUAGACGAUUGCCUAGAUAUUAUGGCCUCUAGCGUGUGUCAUCCGAUAGUAUUAAAAGAAGUCGAACUAUGCAAGGAUGACAAGGAUGUCUAAUAAAAUCCAAAUCAUAUUCAACGCAUCGAUCUUACGAUUAAUUUUAUUAUUUAAUUACAGUUCAACGGUUCUAUACAUGCUUCUUUAAGAGAAGUAUGGGAGAAACGAAAACUUGAUGUAACAUGUAAAUAUAUAAAAACAAAAUAUAAAUAUAAUUAUGUAACUUGGAGCUGAGCUACGUAUUUAUGAAUUCGCGUAAUUCGAGGACACGCUGUGUAGGCAAAUACAAAUCUCACGUAAAUUGCAUUUAUCGUUGCAAGUCAAUAGUAUCGAUAAUCGCGAGAGAUCGUUCGAUGACACGAAACUCUGAAUUGCGAGAGUCGACGAAGGCAGCAUAUUCGACGAUAUCCGGCCUCUUGCAACUUCAUUUUCACGUCUUCCGUCCUCGUCAGCCUUUAAAAUACAAAGGUUGAUAGCGUACAGAGUAAUCCGUGAACAUUGCGUUUUCGUUCCGUUUCGAAUCAUUAAUAGAUAAGGGGUAUCCAUAAGUAAUGUCGUUGUUUGAUACUGUACAAAAUUUUAUUUUAUUUAAUGCUUAAUACAAUUUUAUUUACA
Hylaeus anthracinus is the source of this 6022-nucleotide messenger RNA. RefSeq names its product serine proteinase stubble (gene Np). Gene Ontology annotation, biological process: proteolysis. Gene Ontology annotation, molecular function: serine-type endopeptidase activity. The coding region runs from base 1 to 2910 and encodes 969 amino acids. The record is from RefSeq and is a predicted model, not a curated record. The transcript is spliced from 10 exons. Lineage: Eukaryota; Metazoa; Arthropoda; Insecta; Hymenoptera; Colletidae.